Messenger RNA from Aspergillus pseudonomiae, 738 nucleotides. Its product is annotated as signal peptidase complex subunit SPC3. The transcript has 3 exons. The coding region runs from base 1 to 738 and encodes 245 amino acids. The record is from RefSeq and is a predicted model, not a curated record. Gene Ontology annotation, biological process: protein targeting to ER. Gene Ontology annotation, cellular component: signal peptidase complex; membrane. Lineage: Eukaryota; Fungi; Ascomycota; Eurotiomycetes; Eurotiales; Aspergillaceae.
AUGCACUCGUCUCUGAACCGAGCGCAGGCCGUCUUCGGCUUCUUUACAACCGUGGCCUUGUUCGUCGCUGGUUUUGCGGCGUUGUCUGUUCUGUUAUAUCCAACCGAUGAGGCGAAAGCAGCGGUAUCAUUGAAGGAUGUCAAAGUAGUCAAAGGACGCCCACACUACUAUUCAAAUAAGAAAGAAGAAUACGCACAAAUGCGCUUCGAUCUGGACGCUGAUCUCUCCUCCCUCUUCAACUGGAACACAAAGCAACUCUUCGUCUACGUUUACGCCUCCUACUCGUCCUCCGACAAGGAAUCUACCCUCCUCCCCCAAUCCGAGUCCAUCAUCUGGGACACCAUCAUCUCGGCCCCGGAAUCGCCGUACUCCUUCAACGCUCUCCGUGAGCGCUUCUUCCCGGCCAAGUCUUCUUCGAAACGGACCACCGGCGCCAAGAAGUCGACUAAGAAGGAUAAGGCCGCACCUGGUGUCCUUCGCCUGAGGAACCAGCGGGCUAAGUAUCAGAUCUCGGAUAUCACGGGGAAGAUGGCGGAGCGGAGUAAUGUGACACUUUCUGUUGGGUGGAACGUGCAGCCUUGGGUUGGAGCUCUGUGGUGGAGUCCUGGGUCUGGAGCCGUGCCGAGGACGGGUGGUGAUUCUGGGAGGAGUAAGCCAUUUCAGUUUCCGGCGUUGAAGACGAAGGCGAGUGCCAAGACGGCAGAAGGCCAGGGUCAGGCAAAGAAGGUGGAGGUCUAG